AUGUCCGCUUACUUUCUCGAAGCGUUGAAGGGAGGACGACCGUACCGAGCGAAAAAUGGCCAACUCUCCAUCAAAGCGUCGAGCUUGCCAGUCCUCCAGUCCCCAUGUCUCCAACGGUUCCCGGUUGAACAGCGCGGCUUUGCCACCAGUCCUCUCUCCGAAGUGAACUACCAUCCCCGACAUGUCGAGAUGCUCACAGACCCGGACAUCAUCGACACGCUCAAGGCACGAUCGGCGCUUAUCCGAACACUGCGCACUUUCUUCGAGACACGCUCAUUCGUGGAAGUGAACACUCCCAUCCUAACGGCCCUCGCCGGAGGAGCGACAGCCAAACCGUUCGAGACCACUGCGACCGAGUUUGCCGACCGGAAACUGAGCUUGCGCAUCGCCCCCGAGCUGUGGCUGAAGAGACUUGUCGUCGGUGGGAUGGACCGGAUUUUCGAGAUCGGGCCGAGCUUCAGAAACGAAGGGCUCGACAAAACACACAAUCCCGAAUUCACCACAUGCGAGUUCUACGCUGUCCGGCACGACCUGCCACAACUGAUGGACUACACCAAGCAGCUUCUCACUGACAUGGCAUUGGCUGUUGGAGCCGUCUUUCAUCAACAGAAACCUGCGGUAGCCAAGCUUCUUCGGGCCGUGCAGGAACCCUACCAGGAAUUCGAUUUCAUUCCGACCCUGAGCUCGGCUCUGGAGCUUGAUCUACCCAACCUCUCUUCUCCAGAUGCCCAGGGCCGACUGCUCGACAUUUUCGAAGCGAAGAAUCUUCCCCUCCCGAGCAAUCCCACCGUUCCUCGACUCGUCGACAAGCUCUCGUCCAUCUACGUCGAGCCGCGCUCUGCAGAGCGUCCUGCUUGGAUAGUCAACAUCCCCGAAUGUCUCUCGCCGCUUGCCAAAUCGUACAUCCACCCCACUGCUUCCCACGACCAGCCUGUGGCCGCCCGCGCCGAAUUGUUCAUCCAGGGCAAAGAAGUUGUCAACUGCUACGAGGAAGAGAACGACCCGUUCGAGCAGCGCAGGAAAUUCCAGGAGCAGCAGCGCUAUGCGCACCAGACUGCUCCGCUGGGUCGUGGUGAUCGACCCGCACGCGAAACCGUCGAUGAAGAAGCUAUGAAAGUCGACCAAGACUAUUUGGAAGCCCUGGAAUGGGGUCUUCCACCCACAGGCGGCUGGGGCUGUGGGAUCGACAGACUAGUCAUGCUCUUCAUCGGGAAGGAGAGGAUAGGUGAUGUCUUGUCGUUUGGCAGUCUACGUGCUGUUACGAGAGGGGCGGAGAAGAGGGAUUCCGACUUAUGA
Messenger RNA from Capronia epimyces CBS 606.96, 1296 nucleotides. Its product is annotated as lysyl-tRNA synthetase, class II. The transcript has a single exon. Gene Ontology annotation, biological process: mitochondrial lysyl-tRNA aminoacylation. Bases 1 to 1296 code for a protein of 431 amino acids. The record is from RefSeq and is a predicted model, not a curated record. Gene Ontology annotation, molecular function: ATP binding; lysine-tRNA ligase activity; tRNA binding. NCBI's taxonomy places the organism in Eukaryota, Fungi, Ascomycota, Eurotiomycetes, Chaetothyriales, Herpotrichiellaceae. Gene Ontology annotation, cellular component: mitochondrion; cytoplasm.